This is a messenger RNA of Periophthalmus magnuspinnatus, 1680 nucleotides long. RefSeq names its product tocopherol (alpha) transfer protein-like (gene ttpal). The transcript is spliced from 6 exons. Lineage: Eukaryota; Metazoa; Chordata; Actinopteri; Gobiiformes; Gobiidae. Bases 48 to 1079 code for a protein of 343 amino acids. Gene Ontology annotation, molecular function: phosphatidylinositol bisphosphate binding. The record is from RefSeq and is a predicted model, not a curated record. Gene Ontology annotation, cellular component: membrane.
UUUUAUCCUCAACGCGGAAGUAAUUAAACGAUCCUCGCAGACAGUCCAUGGCGGAUCAGCAUGAGUCCAUCGACCUGGGCUCACCUCCCCUGGGCCCUGAGGCAGAGACAGGCUGGUUCCCUGGUCCUCCUCCACCCCUCUAUGUCUGCACUCUCACCCCAGCUCUGGAGGCCAAAGCCAGGGACGAACUCCAAGAGAAACCAGAGUGGAGGCUCCGAGAUGUCCAGGCUCUCAGAGAUAUGAUCCUCAAGGAGCAGCCAAACCUUCGAACGCGUCUUGAUGAUGCGUUUCUUCUGCGUUUUCUUCGGGCACGUAAGUUCGACUACGACCGCGCACUGCAGCUGCUCCUGAAGUACCAGGCCGGGAGGAAGGCCUGGCCUGAGGUGUUCAAGGACCUGAAGCCAUCAUCGGUGAAGCACGUUCUGGAGCUCGGCUUUCUCACAGUGCUGCCCAAACCAGACCCACACGGACGCUACAUCCUCUGCCUCAGACCAGGGAAAUGGACGCCCAAUGACUACCCAUUUGUGGAUAACGUUCGUGCUCUGUACCUGACUCUGGAGAAGCUGAUCCAGCCCGAAGAGGCCCAGGUGAAUGGGAUCGUGAUCCUGGCCGACUACAGUGGAGUCGGAAUGUCGCAGGCCUCCAACCCGGGGCCUUUCCUCGCCAAGAAGGUCGUCAGCAUCCUGCAGGACGGCUUUCCAAUCAGAAUCAAAGCUGUAAACAUCAUCAAUGAGCCCAGAAUCUUUAAAGGAAUCUUUGCGAUAAUUAAACCUUUUCUGAAAGAGAAGAUGGCCGAGAGAUACGUCCUGCACGGCUCAGACCUGCACUCGCUGCACAGACAGAUCCCUCGCUCAGUGCUGCCCCCAGAGUAUGGAGGCACUGCUGUAGACCUGGACCUGGGGGCUUGGUCCAGACUCCUCCUGGACUGUGAGGAGGAGUUCAUCGUGGAGUUCUGUCAGCCCGACCCACUAGAGGGCAUCGUGCUUCCAGACUCCAUGUUGUUUGAAGGAGAAGGGGCCAGUGGAUACGAGGAGGACAGCUUCAGGGCCCUGCGCUCACAACUGUACUACUGCUACUGACAUACGCCAUAGAGGGAGUAUCUGUGUGUGUGAGAAUAACUUGAAUUCUAAGUUUUACAAAGUUGUAAAGUGUGAUGUCACUUCCAGGUCCAUCAGCUGAUUGACAAUGAACAUGUUUACAGUUUCCUCUUUUUUUUUAGCGACAGUCGUUUUAAGCUCACAAGGUUAUGAACAUGGAUCUAUGGUUAUAAUUGUGGCAAAGUGUACAAAGGAGGUUGUGGUAUGAAGCUAGGCCAGGCUAAGCUAACGUUAGCAGUGACCGGCAGUUAGUGAGAUAUACACACUGGUAAUCUGUGUUAUACUGUCUUAUUACGACAUUAUUUACAUAUUUGAUAGUUUGUAGUUAAACUCUUUUGAAAAGUAACUGAAAAGUAACAAAACAACUCUAGUAAUCAGCUGUGAAGUUUCAGUGAAGUGACAUCAUCACUUCACAUUUCUAUAGGCUGCGUUCACGUGACUUCACAAUAUUGUAGAAUCUCUAUUGAUACUUUGCUGUGACAUCAUGCUGGGGGGGACAGCAUGCAUUUCUGUGGAAAAAGUUUCAGCAGUUACCGUGGUGACAAGAUGCACACAUUAGCAAACAUGUCCACAUAAAAAAAAU